This is a messenger RNA of Patiria miniata (bat star), 5082 nucleotides long. RefSeq lists its product as uncharacterized. The transcript is spliced from 8 exons. NCBI's taxonomy places the organism in Eukaryota, Metazoa, Echinodermata, Asteroidea, Valvatida, Asterinidae. The coding region runs from base 392 to 1333 and encodes 313 amino acids. The record is from RefSeq and is a predicted model, not a curated record. Gene Ontology annotation, cellular component: membrane.
CUGCAUCUGUACACACACACAGGACGGCGACGUGCGUGUACGUCAUCUGACGGCACAGUGAAGGCAUACUGGAAUACAUUGCCUCACUCGCUCUGCACACAAUAGUUUGUGAAUCGGUUAAAAAUAACACAACUGCGGGAUCGAGCGGUGGAUAUCUCAGUACGGGUCCGCCGAUGCUGCCUGUCACUCGUUAUUUCUGGGAUCGUAGAGAGACCGGUACCCGUCACCCUUCAUCCCGGUAACCACCCACCUCAUCCUCCGUCCAAUUUCCGCAUCCUCCUCCUCAGGAUUUUUGUACCGGAACGGAUAAUAUUUUGGGGGAGAUUGCUACUGUUUGAAUUGUCACGCGAGUUUGGCACGGCGUUUUACGCAUUGCGGUUUUUGCGGCGGGAUGGCGUUCUGGCACGGCUCGUUUGUUUCCGUUCUUCUGUUCCUGCAUUGCCUGUCAUGUCAACCCCUGCGUGGCUCCACCACGUGGGAACGUAAAGAGAGUGGUCAGAAGGGCGUACCCGAAAUUGAAACCAUUGUCCGGAGGGUGGAGCAGACGAGGCGGACAGAUGGAGGAUCGACGCCAUUAUCAACCAAGAAAGGCGAGGUUGUAGUAGACAAGACAGAAACCCGCGUCCUGACGGACCACCAGGUCGUGCAGCCCAACGGGGAAACCACGCAUCUAGAGCACGAGAACGUGGAAACGGUGGAGAAGACCAAGCCAGCGGACGAUCCCGCCGAGGCCGUGCCAGUAGGGGACCUCAGCGAAUCCAACGCGGCAGACCCGCCACCGCAAGAUGACGGCGUCAACGCAGCGGUUCGCAGCGGGGACGAUCCGGACAACGACAUCAGCAAGCAGCAAGAGGCUCCCAUCGCGCAUGACGGGGAGAUUCUACUGGAGGACUGGCAGUUUAUACUAAUCGUCUGUGGCUGCGUAGCUGUCGGUGUACUCGGCAUAGCUGUGGCCUUUUUAUGUUGGUACAAAAUCCAGACCACUGCCAAAGCCCAGAGUGAGGCAGAAUAUCCUGCCUACGGAUUGACGGGUCCCAGCGCACACAUGCCUUCCAAUAUGUCGAACGGUGACCGGAAACUCGCGCAGAGUGCACAGAUGUACCACUACCAACACCAGAAACAGCAGAUGAUCGCCAUGGAGAAGAGGGAAAAGGGUGAGAUGCAACAGAACGCAUCGGAUUACGACUCUGAGGAGGAGAACGAAGAUGGCGACCUGACGGUGUAUGAAUGUCCAGGAUUAGCACCGACGGGCGAGAUGCAAGUCAAGAACCCCCUCUUCAAUGAGGACAGACAUUCGGAGCCCACCCCGGAGACCGAGGAGGAGAAACAAUAAUGAUGAUGCCCUCCAACGGACUACCAGUUACAUUGCCAUGGCAACCGGGGAUCGCAUCUUCUUAAAAAAUAGGAGUACAGUACAUCAUCAUGCUGUUACUGGCGGGGAUCUCAUAUGCGGGUUUUUUUUCACACUGCAGCCAUCUUGGUCUGGAUCCCAGAAGGCCAUGUGUCGAUCAAUGUGGCUUUGAGGCAGCGCAUCGUGGGCACCAGCCUAUCUUGGUGACCUUAUAGAUGACUGACGUGUAAAAGAAAAACAUUUUUCAAAAUCUGUUUUACAUAAAGGUUAUUUCUCCUUUUGAUACACAUAUUAAAGUAUUCACUUCCACGUUCUGGAGAAAAAAAAUGGUCUUAAUUUUCAAUGCAUCGGAGAACGGAUAUUAUUGGUGGUUCAUUCACUUCUCAGUUGCCAUGGUACAUGUAUUUUGGUUUCUUGACAAAAAAAACCUGCGUUUUGUUUUCAACUAGGCAUCAAGUACUUAAUUGUGUUGUGCCGAGCUUGUUUUUAGUUAACAAACAAAAGUAUUAUUUUAAUGAAAAAUCAAAACCACAAAUUGAAGUGAAUCUUGCGUUUAUUUAUGUUGAAGCAAUCAUUUUUGAAAUGCUGCGCUACUUUGCUCUCAAUCGCAGAAGAAGACAAAAUUGGAAAGUGACAAAGCGGAUGAUUGUUGGGACAAUUGUAACUUAUAAAUAUAUUUAUUUUAGCGUAGUCUAAAUUGUAAAAUGCAGUGCAUUUGUCAUUCCUGCACGACUGUUAAGAACAUGGGUUGGAUUUUUAAAAUAGCUGUAAAAAUCUACGUUGGUUUUUAAAAUAAGUUUCCACCCCAAAAAAGCAAUUGUGUUCAACUGUAACAAACAGAAAACGCUCAAAGAUUGUUUUGGGUUUUUUUUCAUUCCAUGAAAGCUAAUCAUGCUGCGUGUAGUGAAUUUUCACUCAGCGAAAUUACAAUUCUCAAAUUUAACUACAAUUAGACAAUUUCGAUUCUGGUUAUAUCGCUUUGAAUGCUGGAUAUAAUUAUUUGAUUCCAAGCACAAACAUAGCUUGUGUUUUUUUCGGCAAAAAAAUUGCUUCACCGAAAGUACAGUACUUCCUUGAAUAUUCCAGCCAGCAUUUUUCAAUGCAGAUACGAUACUGACAAAAUAAGAAGUUUUAAAAAAUUCAGAAAAAAACAUUUUCAGCAUUUGGUUGCCGACGUUCACAAAAAAAACACAAAAUUGCUAAAAGUGAAAAAAAAGGAGGAUUUACAGGGGUUUUGUUUCAGAUUUGCGAUACCACACCGUUAAUGUGUAGUUCUUACUUGUGUAUUUUUAGAUGUAACUUAUUCAUAUUUUUAAUCCUAUUUGUGUGAAAUUUAGCCUCACUUAUCUACCCGUGGAUCUCAGCGUUUCUGUUUUCAUGAUGCAUUCUCUGGAAAUGUAAUUAUAUGUUACCUACUUUUAUUUCAUCCUUUCUUUCUUUGUUCUCUUAUUUUAUUACAAAAUUUCUAUUUUUCCCCUUCUUGUUAUAGAUGCUUACAACCCAUGGGGUUAAAGGAGAUUGGUAGAUAAGUGAGGCUAGAAAGGAUGGAGUACAGGUUGAGGUCAAAUAUGUUAUCAAUGCAUAAAACCCAUUGAGUGAACUUUGUUUGAAAAAAAUGGCCAAUAUUGCUCUCUUUUUUUCCCGUCGGUUUAGAAAAUAAUCCAGGAUAAUAUUUGACUUGAACCUGUUUGUUGGGGGUGGUUGAUAUUAAUACUUAAAACAGUUUUUCGUUUUGUGCAAUGUAAAAGUCAAUGAUUUGUGUCAAAUUUAUUUUGUUAAAAGAGUUAGUUUUAUUUUAUUUGGUUAUUUUUCAGUUGUCUCCACCGCAUGUUGUGUUCAUUGGCAGAUAAUAUCAAUGUGAAUUCUACCGUAAAUUCCUCCAAAAAAAAUUCUGCUUGAAGAUAAAAUAUUUCCCUUUCCAGUUGCUAACCUGUUUGAGGUACAGGGACAACAAUAGUAUGACACUGUUUGAGUCAAUUGAAUACCGAAGUGCGACGUCAGCUUUCGUUGUUCUGGUUCACUCCGGUUCGCGCGCUGAUGUCUUCACACACUUAAGCUGUGCGCACGGAACAGAAUACGCAGCGCACUUCGCCCUACUUGUGCCAAGAGUAUAGAGGAAAAUGCUAACGCGCAUUCCUGUAGUGGCUGUGGAUAUUUCUCAACACUGGACUAAAAUUGUGUGUAUUCAUUCAUUUAUUAGUUCAAUACGGAGAAUAUCAGUAUCCUGUGUAUUGUAUCCAAGAUAAUGACCAAAAAUGUCUUACCAAAAAAUUGUAUAAUUUACAUCCUUUCUGCCAGUGUGACACAACAUUUACAUUUUCUUCUGUUAUUUUCUCUCUUUCUCGCAUUACUUGAUUCAAAGUAUAUUUUCAUCAAGAUGUUAUUAUUCAUUCUUACGAUAACAAUCAUCAACCAUUCCUUGCUAUUUGUAUAAUCUGACAUUGUAUUCCAGUCAAUCAGGAGAUCAUGAAUUAUUCAUUAAUUAUUGACUACAGUAAUGAAAUACUGACAAAUUAUUUGGGAGAACAUUAAUUAAUUUUGUUAAUAAAUCACAGGGAAAUAUAAUAUCUGUAUAUUAAUAUAUAUGUGUAUAGAUAUAAACAUAACAAAACUGUAGUAUGUACAUAUUAAUGUUUCAUGUGAGAUUAUGAACAUGUAUUGCAGUGAUUGAGCAAAAAAAUGAGUUGUUUGGACCGGGGCAUUAUCAUAUUUGCAUUACUUUUGCAUAUCGUUUACAUAUUUUUGCAUAAACAUUUGCAUGUAAUUUGCAUGUCAUAAUGCCCCAGGUUUGAAUAUGUAAAUUAGCACACUGUGGCUUGGUGUAAGUUGAAAUGUAUAUAUUAGGAGAAUCACUGUUGAUGAUGAAAUUGUUAAAAUAAGUUAUUUUAUCAAGAAACAUGACCUAAUUGUAGAUUAGUGACGACUUAAAACAGAAAAUGAUUUGGCUGUAAUGGUUAAAUAUAGACACACUGUUGAUGGGCCGGCUUCCCAUUAGAAAACCCUUCACUGUGCAUACAUCAAGGCUACCUUUUUAAGAAAACGUGAAUAAUGCAGGAGGUUGUCUAACCCUUGUCCAAUCAGAUGCUAUAGUUGUUAACAUGUGGCAUGAAUAUUUAAUAAGGGUUUUUCCCAGUCGACGGGCAAAUUUUAUCUGGAAACUGAUUUCUUAAAAAAAAUUCCCCUGUUAAGUUUCAAUUCCAAAACAGAUCUUCCAGAAAGACUGUUUGCAGUGCAGUCAUCUAUUGGGUGUGUUCUUUUGCGCCAUAUGAAUAUGCAUUAGAUGACUCUUAUGCAUUCAUUGUUAAUGAAUUAGCAUAACAAAACACACCUUCAAAAAGGUUGCAAAAUGCAGAGUUAAUGUACAUUUACAGCCAACCUCCUAACUUUAAAAAGGUGAUGUUUGACAACUUGUUUUUAAUUGGCUAUGGUUUUCAAAAGAAGCACAACUCAUGCUAGCUGACUGCACACUUUCAAAAUCCAAAACGUAAAAAUUGUGGAAAAAUAAGAAAAAUUUGUACCUGACCUGAUACAUGAAUUUUAUACACGGAGUUUGGGUCCAAAUGCAAUAGUAAACCAGCUUUGUAGCAGACAGUUUAAUGUGCAGUUAUUGUCAUACCUAAAUUGUACAUGUCAAACUAAACAAACUAGAGCAUGGUGUUAUAAUACAGUAUGUCACCGUCUGUACUGUUAGAAAUAAUAAAAGACAAAUAGAGCACGAUAAUAAAAAGAAA